UCUCGUUUGUAGGCACUUGGUUUACGGGUUUCUGUUUUGGUUGUCACUGCUAGUCCGGAGAGCUGGGGGACUUCCCAAAAACACAGGACGUGUCACAUCCGUAUCGAAGCUGUCGCACCCAUCGAGGUGUAAAUAUAGAGCUGGUUAUUACACAGCAGCACGAUUACGAGCUCAUAACCUUCACCACAGAUUAAUAAUAAUAUAUUUAUAGGAUUAAGUUUUUAUUUCUAUUUGAUGAUAACAUCCUGGUACCUGAAAGCUGAAGCAAGGAACGUGUGUAGUAGAAGAACCGUGUGUACGUGACUUAUUUUGCCUGCUGCAGAGAUCUGUGAUAGACGAGUAUGUCUGAGUGACAGGAAGAGUCUACAUGACAGUAGUGAGGCCAGCUAUGGGAGUGCAUGGAGGGAUGGAGCAGGUAGGAAAGUGUGGGAGGAGAUAUGGAGACGGUUUGAGCAUGUGCAGAAGAGGGAUGAGAGUGUGAGGAUGAGGAGGUGAGGGAGGACAUGCAGGAAGAAAUGCUAGACGGUUUGUGCCCAUUCAGUUAAAAGAUGAUUUGUUCGUAUAUGAGCUCUGCUGUCAGCCGACCGGGCGCCCACACAGACGCGAUUGGCUGUGAAUUUAUAUUUACAUGUUUGGCAUUUACAGAACUGACAGUAUAUACUGUCUAAGCAAUUGAGGGUUAAGGGUCUUUCUCAAGGGCUUGAACCAGCAACCUUUUGAAUGAUAGUCCAGUAAUCUACAUGCCAGGCUACAAUGAGUGUGUCCAGGUCCUCUUUGUUUCUUAUUUCCAUGGUUACGUUUGACCGCAGUGUGAUGGCCGGCCACUGCGUGGUAAACAUCGACCCUGUAAAUCCUCGUGUGGAAGAUGAAGACGACGGUCAUGAUGAAGGCGAGGAGGAGGACGAAGACUUGGCCGCGGGGAUCUCCCUGCCUGAGGUGACGUGUCCUUGCUGCUACGAGGUGCUGCUGGAUCCCACCACGCUGACCUGCGGCCACAGCUUCUGCCGUCACUGCCUGGCUCAGUGGCUGCACUCCUCGGGCAGGGCCGUGUGUCCCACGUGUCGCCGGGCGUGGCAGGGCUUCCCCAAGGUCAACAUCUCCUUCAGAGAUCUGGUGGAAAAGCACUUCCAGUCCGACUUGGCGAAGAAGCGGCAGAGAGUUUUGGGCGACCCGCACGUCGCUCAGUCUCUGUUGGUGCUGCAGGGGGUGGAGCAUCGCCUCAGCCGCAGACCCUCGCCACCCAUCGUGUGGUGGCAUCAGUGGCUGGGCAAGAGAAGCUUCUUCUCCGGAGUCCUCCUCACUCUGUCCUUCGUCGCUGUGGUAUUUCUGGUCUAUCACUUGGGUGGUGAGGAGGGGAAGGUGGAGCUGCUGCUGAAGAAGCCGAUCGGCGCCUGGACGACUGACGAAGUGACGCUUUGGGUGGAAAGUCUGGGCACGUGGGCGUCACCCUACAGAGACACGUUCCUCAGGGAGCAGGUCAACGGCAGAUUGCUGAGCGCACUAAGCGAGCAGGACUUCUCGGCGCCCCCGUACCUAAUCGAGAACGAGCUCCACAGACGUGCGGUCCUGAAAGAAGUGCGCAGGGUUCAGGAACUGGGCUUCAAACGACCCCGAAACCUCUGGGAGUACAAGGCGGUAAAUGGAGGGAAGUCGUUGUUUUAUAGCUACGCCAUGACCGACAGUCCGCGCCUCACCCUCCUGUACAUGUACAUGUUCGAUUACCACGACUCCUUCUUACCCUUCAUUCACACCAGCUGCCCAUCAGCGCUCAACAGCAGCUCGGAGGAGGCGCUUUCCUUCAGGAACCUGGAGGAGCCGAAUCGGAUGCAGUGGUUGGCAUUCGGGGUGAAGUUCGUCCUGUUGCCCUACCAGCUGAUUUCUGACUUUGCGUGGCACUGGAUGGACGUUCAUUACUGGACCGCACGCAUCGUCAUGUGGCACGCUCUCAUGCUCACGCUGAGAGAGGGGGACCUCGUGUGGCGCCUCCGGGGCCACUUAAACCUCAGGACGAUCCCCUCCAUAUUCACCGGACACGUGUGUCAGAUGGCAGCAGUCUUCUUCUCUGGACUGAUCCUCUGGAGGUUUUUGCCUCAGUUUUUGUGGGACCGUUUGUUUCACUGGGUGAUUUAUUUUCUCCCCGUAACCAGUACAGUUACACUACUGGGUCCAUAUGUGGGACUGCUGCGUGUUAAUAUACCACACUGACCACAACACACACACACACACACGUUACAUUAACCUGCAGAAAUAUGGUACAGUAUAAAUUCAUGCUCAUUUUAAUCAUUAAUAUAUAUCAAAUAUAUUUUUAUAAUAUAGUUUAUUUUAUAUUUUCUAUAUUUCUAUAUUCUAUUGUAUGUGUAAGUAUCAUGUAUAUGUGUAUUAAUAGUAAAUAAAUAAAGUGUUGUUACUAUUUUUGAAUAAUAAAGUGCUGCCUGCACUUUUUUCUAUAUGACAAAGUGAAAAUCCACUGCUGGCUCAGGCAGCCGGGGGAAGGUGCUAGUCUGUGGCACUCCUCUACCAGCAUGGUGGUGGUGCAAAGGGCAAAUCUGCUGUACAAUUUAUGUAAUGUGUAUUUAAUUACUAAUUAAUAAUAAUGUCAUUAAUUACUAGUGGGGGAACGAUUUUUCUAUAUUAUAUUAUGUUCUAUAUCAUAUUACGAGGUCGUGGCG
Trichomycterus rosablanca is the source of this 2669-nucleotide messenger RNA. RefSeq names its product bifunctional apoptosis regulator-like. Bases 754 to 2205 code for a protein of 483 amino acids. The record is from RefSeq and is a predicted model, not a curated record. The transcript has 7 exons. Gene Ontology annotation, biological process: proteasome-mediated ubiquitin-dependent protein catabolic process. Lineage: Eukaryota; Metazoa; Chordata; Actinopteri; Siluriformes; Trichomycteridae. Gene Ontology annotation, molecular function: ubiquitin protein ligase activity; protein binding.